This is a messenger RNA of Rhizophagus irregularis DAOM 181602=DAOM 197198, 1404 nucleotides long. RefSeq lists its product as uncharacterized. Gene Ontology annotation, biological process: protein catabolic process; protein modification process. The record is from RefSeq and is a predicted model, not a curated record. NCBI's taxonomy places the organism in Eukaryota, Fungi, Glomeromycota, Glomeromycetes, Glomerales, Glomeraceae. Gene Ontology annotation, molecular function: protein-N-terminal glutamine amidohydrolase activity; protein-N-terminal asparagine amidohydrolase activity.
AAGUAUAAAUUACCAGGAAACGCAAUCGGCUUUACCUUGACUUUCAAAGACCAUAAAUCUAAGAUGAAAGUUGCAUGUCUACAGUUUAAUCAAAUUAUCGGUGAAGUUGAAAGAAAUCAAAAUUUCGCGUCUAAGUUGCUGGAAAAAUAUCAACCAGGUGAUAUUGACAUUCUAGUUCUUUCGGAAAUGGCCUUUACCGGUUACGUUUUCAAAGAUAAGGACCAUAUUAAGCCAUAUUUAGAAGACUCUGAGACAGGAACUUCAGUUCAAUGGGCCAAAGAUCAAGCUAUUAGAUUACGUGCAUUUGUCGUAGUCGGAUAUCCACAAAUUGUAAAAGGAAAUCCAGACAGAUACUAUAAUAGUAUAUGUUUUAUUGAUCCGUAUGGUAAACUUAUUGAAACAUAUCAGAAGUCUCACUUGUUUUCAACAGAUGAAAGUUGGGCUGAAGAAGGUCCUGGAUUCAAAUCAAUAAAUGUUCCUAAUCUGGGAAAGAUCGGUCUCGGUAUUUGCAUGGAUAUCAAUCCGUAUCAAUUCAAAGCUAGUUUUAAAGAUUUUGAAUUCGCCAAUUAUCAUUUUCGGCAACAAACCGAUAUUAUAUUAUGUUCGAUGGCAUGGCUUCAAUCUUCUUGUGAUGAAUCACAACCUCAUGAUAAUGAUGAACCAAGCCAUUCUACUAUAGAUUAUUGGUGUAGUCGAUUAUUACCUUAUUUUACUGAUUCAGAAGAAUAUUAUAACGUUUUUCCGCAAAAUUCAGAACCAAAACGCAAUGUAUUAUUUGUUGCAUGUAAUCGUACAGGAACCGAAAAUGGUUCAUGUUUUGCUGGAAGUAGUAGCGUUAUAAUAUUAUCUCCUAAGCGUCCAAUUAUACUGCGUUCAUUGAAAUCUAAAGAAGAAGCAGUUAUGGUAGUUGACGUACCAUCGCUAUAAUCUCGUAUUAUAUUCGAUGUUCGUAUUUUUUAUUUCCGAAAUAACAAUUGAUUUGAAGAUAUUUUCCUAUUUUUCUUACCUACCUGUUCUGUCGAACUAAUGUGUUUUUUUCACAUCAUAAUUUUUCUUCAUUAAUUUAUCCUUGCAAUGUUAAUAUAUUUGAUCCUCUACGUUACAAUUUACAAUUUCUUUAUACGAACUUUUUUUUCCCGCAAUAUUUGACAUAAAUGCAUAGUAUAACUAGAAUUUUAAAUAUACCUUUACAAUAUUUUUCCUUCUCGUAGUUUAUUCUAUCAUCUUAUUAAACUUACGCCAGAUUUUUCCAUUUUGAUAAUUUUCAAUGAUCUUAAAACUUUCAGAUUCGCUUCUCCUGUUACACCAGUGAUUUUUAAUCCCAUAUUCACCAUUUGAAUAGUGGUCAAAGGAGGACUAAACGAGUGUUAGAUAUAUAAUAAUAUAUUAAAAAAGUAUACUAAA